Suhomyces tanzawaensis NRRL Y-17324 is the source of this 3018-nucleotide messenger RNA. RefSeq lists its product as uncharacterized. The record is from RefSeq and is a predicted model, not a curated record. Bases 1 to 3018 code for a protein of 1005 amino acids. Lineage: Eukaryota; Fungi; Ascomycota; Pichiomycetes; Serinales; Debaryomycetaceae. Gene Ontology annotation, molecular function: protein binding. The transcript has 2 exons.
AUGCCACUCCAUCCCCCCUUCAAGGCCAAGACCAUCGUCUCGUGGCCUGGAGAGGAAGACGGCGACUUGGGAUUCAUGGAAAACGAAGUCAUCGAGGUGUUCUCCAUCGUGGACGAGAGCUGGUGGUCUGGACGCUUGCGUCGUAACAACGCAGAGGGUAUCUUCCCCAAAGACUACGUGGAGGUUCUUCCCGAAACCCCAGCCUCCUUGCCCCAUUCCACCUCCAACUUGCUGAUCCACACUCCCAAGCAGGGCACUCCCGUCAAGGACCUGCGCUCCAACACACCUACCCACUACUUCUCCAAGCUGUCACCCAAACGGACUCCCUACGCGGAUCAGUCGUUCGACUACGACGACUACGAUACCAGCUAUGACGAUCGUCGCACCAUCGCCAAGAAGGGACGCUCGGCAAACAAGUUGGUGUCGUCCACCAACCACCCCAAGCAUAAGCAUAGCUACCAGCACCAGGAAGAGGUUUCUCGCGAGCUCGCCCGGGAGCGCGAGCGCGAGAUCGAGAACUUCAAGCUGCUCCAGCACCAGCAUAGCUACCAGGUCAAGAAGGUGGCGGCAGGCGACAAACGGGGGCUGCGCAGCUCACGGCCCCACUCGCAGGCCUACGAGCCUGCCUACCACAAGUCGGCCUCCUACAACGACGUCUCUGCCAUCGGAGGCUCCAAGGGCUUGUUCAACAACCACACUGUGGAGAGCUUCUCGCCAGAACGUCGUCGUGGUGAGGAGGACGAUUUGGACGAGAUCGCACGCAAAAGAGCCCAGUUGGAGUUGGAAUUGCACCAGCUCAAGCAGUUGGAGAGAUCCACCCACAAGCGACGCUCCAAGCAGGUCACCACCCCCCAGAAGAAGUACGAACCCUACGACCCGUCUUCCAACUCCAGCUACGUCAGCGAGGAUAUCUUGUCGUCCAAGAAGAACUACCAUUCGCGGGAAGACCUUGGCAAAAAAUUGACAGUGUCCGACGAGGACGACGACUACGAGUUGGGCAAGCGCAGCCCCUCACCGCCUCCUCCUCCGCCUCCAAAACACACCACCCCCAUCAAAUCGUUUGGCUACCAGGACGAUUUGGAUAACAUUAAAUCGAAAUUUGUCACCAGCAGAGUCCCAUUUGAUGCCGACGACUUCAGAUUCUCGGGAGGAAGCCAUAGCAGGGUGCCGUUGACCGAUGAGGAAAUAUUCAAGUUGUCCACGGCCCAGCAGGAAGAGCUCAAGAACUCGAUCAAGUCCUUGCAGAGCGACGUGUUGAAUUUGUCGGAGCUCAGUGCCACCAGCGCCGGCUCGUUUAUCAGACAUAAAUAUGAGAAGGAAAUGAAGGCUGAGAUGCAGGCGCACCAGGAUCGUCUCAAGGGAUUGUCGUUGGACGACGAAAACAAACAGCAGUUGGUUGACUCGGUAUUCCAAGACAAGAAGAAGCAACCAAACAUCUUCAAAAAAUUCUUGACCUCCAAAAAGGGCUCCGAGCCGAACCUCAUCGAGCGCAAGUUCCAGCAGGAUGAGGAAAUUGACUGGGCCACCCUUAAGUUUGACAUCAACAGAAUGAACUCACUUACCUCGCAUGACAAGCAGUUGAGAACUCGGAGAAUUGUGAAGGAAGAAGGAAAAUUGGUCAUCAAGCCCUUGGAUUACAUCUCCGAGAUUAACACCAAUGAAAUUAUUGGUGAGGACGAAGGCCAAGAUCACCAAGAGACAGAUGACCAAAUCGAAGCUUUGAAAGCCGACUUUGGACGUGGUUUCCUGAAGAUCUACAACUUUAUGAGCAAUUAUGCUACCGCAUCCGAUUUGAACGAAUUGAUUUCGGACAUCAGUGUAAAAUUCAACUCCUCCAAAUUACACCAACUCAGAUGUGUUUUGAUCCAUAUGUGCAAGUUCAAUAUCAUUGAGGAGGCUAGCCAAAUUUCCCAGACAAAGCCCAAGCUAAACGAAGUGCUUGUCAAGGGUGAAGCUACGAUCUAUCAACUCAAUUAUCUUUUCAAGAAGAUAUUGGAUGCAUUGAGAAUUCCUUCAGAGCUAGUUCUUGGGUUUUGGAAGAAACCAAACGAGUUUUAUCACAAUGAGCACUAUAUCAUAAACCAUUGUUGGUUGUCUGUAUUGCACGAGCAACAGUUCUACAUGGUUGAUUUGUUUUGUUUCAAAAAUGGUAAUGUCUGUAACAUUAGAGACCAUCCAAACGAUUUCAAUGAGUUUUAUUUCCUUGCCAAACCUCUCUAUAUGGUUUCCACGCAUAUUCCUUCAAUUAUCGAUUUACAACAUGUUAUUCCUCCUAUUGACCAAAAUGUCACAUUCUACUUGCCCAGGGUAUACUCGGGCUUUUACAAGAGUGACUUAUCUUUUAGAAAUUUCAACAAUGCCUUGACAAGAUUGAAAGAUUCGGAGUUUUUCGAAUUGGAAUUGGAGGUUCCAACAGACGUGGAAUUGUUCAGUUUAAUCAAGACAACAAAGGUUACCACGAAUGAGUUGAGCUUAUGUCAGAUCAAGUGGAUCAAUAAUAGGAGAAUAGCCAAGAUCAAGGCUAUUUUACCUGAAAACGAAUCUAUCGGUGUUUUGCAAAUCUUUUCUGGCCCCAAGGGCUUACAAAAGCAUUUUGACAAUAUCCAUGAAUUGUCGGUUGUUAUUCCACUUUAUCAUACUGGUGAUUAUAAGCCAUGUAAAUUCGUUCCCAGGUUCCCAACAGUUCAAAGUCAGAAUAAUGACCUUUACAUCAAAAGUCCACAAACUAAUAAAAUUGUGGUUAAAAACUCUUACAACUUUGAGAUUUUACAACAUCCUUCAACUGGCUUGAAUACUUCCUCGGCUAUCAUGAACCGGGAUUUCAAGAUUGUCAUUGAGUCUCCCUCUGGAAAGUACUUCAAAUUGUUGAAGAGCGACCCAAGCAAGCCAUUUGGGUCUUACGAAAGUAAUAUAAAGUGUCAAGAAGUCGGCUUAUACAGGGGAUUGGUUAUUGGCGACAGCGGAAACAGUUGGUAUGUGUUUGCCCAAUGGGACUGUGUUAGCGGAACAGUCAAUUGA